Messenger RNA from Fusarium proliferatum ET1, 2052 nucleotides. RefSeq lists its product as uncharacterized. The record is from RefSeq and is a predicted model, not a curated record. Lineage: Eukaryota; Fungi; Ascomycota; Sordariomycetes; Hypocreales; Nectriaceae. The transcript has a single exon. Bases 1 to 2052 code for a protein of 683 amino acids.
AUGGCUAAAUCAUUGUGCGUCUUGUGCUCUAGCUUUAUAGAAAGCUUUGGGGAGGUUGAGGAUGCCAACUGGUCAUCCCGCUUGAGAGUAGCCCCAAACAUUCAUUCACUUCGAUCCCAAGCACGAACUGGCUGUCACCUGUGUCAAAUUAUCUACCAGUCUUGUUUCUAUCUUCACACAGUCUCAUGGGAGCAUCAAGAUUAUCCUAUUACAAUCUUCGCUUCGCCGCCUGGAAAUUAUAACCCAUAUAAUGUUGACUAUAAUGAAUAUUGCAAAAUGGUCUACGAUACGGAGGACGAGGACGGGUUACCUUUCCGGAAUCUUAACCCUAGACAACUUCGGCUCUCUAUUAGCGUUGGAGAAAAUGGGAAAGGGAGGAUUCAUUAUUUACCAGUAGUCGGGGGCAAUGACAUACGAAAGGAGGGGGGCAUGUCCUUUGCUUUUUCGAAUUCAAGCACGCCUCAUGGAUUACACGAAAUUAUCCAAUCAGCCAAGGAAUGGUUGCUGAUAUGUCGCAACGGUCACGUUGGAUGCAGCAACUCUGCAUCUAGUGAAAAACACGUUCUACCAACAAGGCUAAUUGACGUUGGCUCACAAAUUGAGGAAAGAAUGCCUAGAUUGCAUAUUACGAGCCAGGAUACUCGGGACAUAGAGUACGCUGCUCUAAGCUAUGCAUGGGGUGAUGCCCAGGCAAACUUCACUAAGACAACAGCAUCUAACCUGGAUGAUAUGAGGAGACAACUGCCAUGGAACAAACUCUCGAAGACGGUUCAAGAUGCUAUCAUCAUCACCCGCGGUCUGGGGCUUAAAUAUUUAUGGGUGGAUGCUUUAUGCAUAUUACAGAAAGAGAAGCUUAAUGAUACUCGACAUAUGGAGGAUUGGUCCUUUGAAGCUUCCAGAUUUGCCAGUUAUUACCAAAACGCUGUUCUGACAAUUGCAGCAACGGGGUCCGAAUCAUCUAGCAGAGGACUAUUUCUGGAGAGGCCUACGCUCGAGUUUAACCCAGAACCCGUGGUUGUUUUACAAAAGUCAUAUUGGACAGGAUUUAGAGAAUCUACGGUCCAACCCCUUUAUCCCCAACCAAGAUCAGAAAUUGUCAACUCAGCAUUACUUACUAGGGCAUGGACUACUCAAGAAAGACUUUUAUCGGAGAGAAUACUACACUUUGGUGCGAACUGCAUAUUUUGGGAAUGUUCUGGAGGUUAUGUAAGUGAACUUCACCCUAACCGCUGGGACCCACCACACGAAACGUUCGAGUUCUUCAAUUUCAAGAAUAUUCAUACUUUUAAUACCGAAGAACUCACGGAGUUGUGGUACGAUUUCGUCAGUAACUAUUCAUUGAAGGAUCUUUCGGUCGGAUCAGAUAGACUCCCUGCAUUGUCAGGAGUUGCCACACUGGUAUCUACUAGAUGUCAACAGAAGUAUAUUGCAGGCAUCUGGGAGUCGAGUGUUGCAGAAGGACUCACCUGGAUAGCGAUCAGCACCUCCGGCAUCGAUACUGAUGAUCCUAUCAAGUCAGAGCGAGUUCUACCCUCUUGGUCUUGGGCAUCUAACAACGGCCUUAUAUGGUUUCUUUUCCGUCGAGACCCUUGGCAAUCAAUGAUACAAGUCAUAAACUUCUGUUCGAGGUCAAAGGGGUCAGACACUUCUGGUCAGGUUCUGGAAGCACGUUUAACUCUAAAGGGUUUGGUCAGGAUGGUAGACUUGUCCCAGUUGAAGCUGGAGUACCCUCGUAAUAAGCACGCCAAGGAGGAAUCCACUGAAAGCAAUCACCGAGACACCCUCAAGCAUAAACAUAUGGCCAACAUGGAUGGCAUAAAGCCUGCCGAGCCGCUUAGCACUCACCCUCGACUUUGUCUUUUGGUUGGGACAAUACAUGAACCGGAAUAUAAUCCAUGGCGGAAAGUCAAAAUGGGGGUUGCAUGUGUGUUGGAACAUUCUGGACGUCGUUAUGGUGAGUUUGAGGGAUAUAAACGCAUUGGGCUUGUGAGUCUUCCGUUUGAUGAAUACUGGUCUGAGGUAAAGGACGUUAGGACAAUUGAGUUGGUUUAG